This is a messenger RNA of Oncorhynchus masou masou (cherry salmon), 983 nucleotides long. RefSeq names its product pikachurin-like. The coding region runs from base 195 to 983 and encodes 262 amino acids. The record is from RefSeq and is a predicted model, not a curated record. Gene Ontology annotation, molecular function: protein binding. Gene Ontology annotation, biological process: cell-cell adhesion. The transcript has 8 exons. Lineage: Eukaryota; Metazoa; Chordata; Actinopteri; Salmoniformes; Salmonidae.
AGAAGGCUGUCUGGUAUCAUCAUCCGAAUGUUGACCGUCUCGGAGAGAUGAUUGAACUCGUCUCGCUUACGCAUACACACACACCUAUUCUCGGGAAACAUUUUCCGUUUGCAACGGAGUGCACACUCGCUCAAACGCAUUCCUCAAAGUUUUAUGCUCUGUGUUGUUUACAGUUGAUUAACUCUUUCUGAGUUAUGGAUGUCUUGAGUCAAAAUAUACGCAUGUGCUUUACUGUGUUGGUGUUACUGAACGCGGUGGGCAUAUCUUUUGCUGUUAAAAAGACGUACGUCAGAGGAUCAGAGCGUCUCCAUCCACCUCUGGACAUUGAGCUGGAGACGAUCAACUGCACUGCAGUCCGGGUCAAGUGGUGGAUACCCUUGAGACACAUCAGUACUGUUACAGGUUACAAGGUGUUUUACACUGAGAUGAGGAAUGGCCGUCCAGCAAGUUCAGCAGUAGCAGUGAAUGUUCGUCUCAGUCUGGACGUGUUGGCUGCAGUAAAGUUCAAUGGGCACACCAUUUUUGAUGUAGAAAUUGGCAGUUUGAAGAUGGCAGCUCAGUAUGUGUUUAGUGUCGGUGCGUAUGGAUGGGCAGGAGAGGGACGACCCAGCGUGCCACGGAGAGUCAGCACCUUCCAACCAGAGAUGUGCAUGCCCCCCUCGGCCCCCUCACAACCAGCCGUGAGGGCUAUUUCGGACACUGAAACCGAGUUGUCAUGGAAACAGAGUGAAAGAAAGGGAAGCUCACCUGUCCUUCAUUUCAUUGUGUAUUAUAUCAGACCAGAGCUGGACUCUGAUUGGACGUCCCUAAAGGAUCCAGUGAACAGCAGCUCGGUGGUUGUGAGAGGCCUGGAUCCUGACACUCAGUACCAUUUUGCUGUCCAGGCAGUCAAUGUCUACGGAGCCAGCCCACACAGUGCCAUCACUGACCCAGUAUGGACCUUCAGAAGGGGGCAGCGGGAGCUUGGGUCAGGGUUCUCCUGA